AUGUCGUCCUUCCUCCGCUUCUUCCGCCAGGGCAAGGGCCGUCUCAUAGCCCGCUUCACAACCCCCACGGUGCGCUUCUUCCUCGGCCGGUACUACGGCCGCCCCGUGGCCCUCUUCGCCGACGCCGGCAAGGUCCUAGCCGCCGCGCACCUCUUCUGGGCCUACGGCUAUGACUGGGGCACUGUUUCCGGCCCCUCCAUGCUGCCGGGCUGGUCCGUCUGGGGCGAGGGCGCCAUCAUCUCACACCGGCACCGCCGCGGCAGGGACAUCAAGGUCGGCGACCUGGUCCGCUUCAAGAUCCCCGUCGAUGACGGCCUGGCCAUCAAGAGGGUCCUCGGGCUCGCGGGCGACUACGUCAUGAUGGGGACCCCUGAGACUGGGCAGGACACUAUGAUACAGGUUCCACCUGGGCACGUCUGGCUGAUUGGUGACAACCUGCCCGCAUCGCGCGAUUCUAGAUUAUAUGGGCCGGUGCCCAUGGCUUUGAUCGAUGGGAAGACUGCGAUCAUCUUGCAAGCAGACCAGACCAGCACGGUUCCAGGCAUCAGCUACCGUCCGGGCGGAGAUGUUCAUUUGGAACAACAGAACAAAGAUUAUACUCUCAAGAAGUGGGUAAAGCAUCAAGUCGUCAGGAUCACAUCCAGGAAGUAA
Messenger RNA from Diaporthe citri, 651 nucleotides. RefSeq lists its product as uncharacterized. Lineage: Eukaryota; Fungi; Ascomycota; Sordariomycetes; Diaporthales; Diaporthaceae. The transcript has 4 exons. Gene Ontology annotation, molecular function: serine-type endopeptidase activity. Gene Ontology annotation, cellular component: mitochondrial inner membrane peptidase complex; membrane. The coding region runs from base 1 to 651 and encodes 216 amino acids. The record is from RefSeq and is a predicted model, not a curated record.